Messenger RNA from Dermochelys coriacea (leatherback sea turtle), 5359 nucleotides. RefSeq names its product zinc finger protein 436-like. The record is from RefSeq and is a predicted model, not a curated record. Gene Ontology annotation, biological process: regulation of transcription by RNA polymerase II. NCBI's taxonomy places the organism in Eukaryota, Metazoa, Chordata, Testudines, Dermochelyidae. The coding region runs from base 21 to 1025 and encodes 334 amino acids. Gene Ontology annotation, molecular function: DNA-binding transcription factor activity, RNA polymerase II-specific; RNA polymerase II cis-regulatory region sequence-specific DNA binding. The transcript is spliced from 3 exons. Gene Ontology annotation, cellular component: nucleus.
GAGCCCUCUGCAGAGAUGUCAUGCAGGAGAACCAUCAGAAUGUGACCUCGCUGGAGUUCCCGAUUUUCAAACCUGAUGCGCUCUCCCAUCUGAAACAAGAGGAUGAACCAGGGGUCCCAGAGAUCUCUGAUUCAGAGGAGACAGAGAGCCUCAGGGAUGCAUACACAGCAGGUGAUGGGAUGGUGAGUGAGAACGAGGAGAAGAAACCUUCGCAGGAAGAUGCUGAGCAAGUGGAACCAUGCAGUGCAUUGCUGCAAAUAUCUCAGGAGGAUGUGUCCCAGAGUCAUGAGCAGAGAAAAGGUCGUGAGAGUCAGCACAGGCCAGAAAGGAGGCAGGGAAACAAGCCAAGGGAGAAAACAAAGAGCUCCAUUCAUUUUUGGAGACCUCACAAGUACCUUGAGGAAACCACAGCCCAACACAAAAUCCACACAGAAGAGAGAAAUAACCCAUGCAGUGAGUGCGGGAAAAACUUCAGUAGACGUUCUGACCUUAUUAAACAUCAAAGAAUCCACACAGGGGAGAGACCUUAUGAGUGCUGGGAGUGCAGGAAAAACUUCACUCGCAGCUCAAACCUCAUUGCACAUCAGAGGAUCCACACAGGAGAGAGACCCUAUGAAUGCAGCAAGUGUGGGAAAAGCUUCAUUUGGCGCUCAAGCCUUAUUACACAUGAGAGAAUACACACAGGGGAGAGACCUUAUGGGUGCUGUGAGUGUGGGAAAAAAUUCAUUGAGAGCUCAAAGCUUAGGAAACAUCAGCGAAUCCACAUGGGAGACAGCCCUUAUGAAUGCUGUGAGUGUGGGAAAAAUUUCACUCAGAGCUCAGACCUCAUUGCACAUCAGAGGAUCCACACAGGAGAGAGACCCUAUGAGUGCUGUGAAUGCGGGAAAAGCUUUGCUCGGAGCUCAGACCUUAUGAGACAUCAGAGGAUUCAUGUGGGAGCCAGACCUUAUGAGUGCUGUGAGUGUGGGAAAAACUUCGCUCGCAGCUCAGACCUUAUUAGACAUCAGAGGGUCCAUACAGCCUAGAGACACUACAGAUGCUCUGAGUGUGGGAAAGCUUGUCUCAGAACUCAGCCCUUACUUAUCAUCUGAGAAUUUGAAAGGGAAAUAAACACCACAAGAACUUUACCAAGGGCUGACAACAAGUUUUUUUUCUCUUUACUAGUUUUUGCUAAUUCCCUCUUAAAAGCUCUUUGAACUAUUUGCUUUACAUGGUCUCUCGGGUCCCCUAGGUGGGUUGCCCAUUUUUCUCUUUUGUAGCUAACCAUUCUUUGGGAUUAAUCCUCUGGUCCAUUCUAUCAACUCCUUUAUUCUAUGAAUCAUGGGAGCACGUGUCCUUCCUACCAGGAAUGUCAUUAGCUCCAGGGAACAGGGGUGACCUAAACUAGCUCCAUCGAGAUAAAAUUACCUGGCCCUCAUCUCCACUCAGAUUUCCCUUGGCCUUAGCUAGCUUGAUGUAAAACCACAACUAUUCCUGCAGUAAAGACAUAGCCUGUGUAUAGUAGCUGGGGGUGUCUAGCAGGUUUACUCAGAACCUCACCAGUGCUCCAUCAGUUUUCCUUGUCUAAACAACCCUGGAGCAUCUCUUUUGCUCUCACUGCAAAGUGAUUGUUAAAAUCACCAAGUUCCCCUUUGGGCACCGAUUUCCUUAUUCUCAUUGUUCUCACAUUGCCAUGGGUUGUGCUGAACAUCAGUUAUUUUUGUACCAUUUUCUCACUUAAAAUAUAUUUGAUUAUAGUAAAUUCUGUGACACCCAAAGACAAUCAGUUUUGUCGGAGGGAUUCCCUCCUUUCCCAUCAUCCCAGCAGUGUUUCCUUCUGUCUCAGCUGUGUAGAGUUUAUCUUUUUCACAUUUUUUUCCUCCACCUCCCAUAGUUUCCCAAGACACAGUGUUCUGAGCUCUCUGUGCUUGGGAAUCAAGAUUAGAUUUGUUUGAUAUUAAAUCAGACUCACUAGGUUUGGAGGUAAAAGAGUCACAGUCCUGGAAGGAGAUUUUUUAAUGAAUCUAAAACCAUGUGAUCAUUCUUAGUUUAAACCCCAUUUUUCAUCUAUAGGCAAAGCCACCUCCUGUCUUUUCCCUUCUGAGUUGGGAUUGUUUUUGGAUGGGAAGGCUGGCUGUUUUUUCCCAUUAUGAUGAUGCUAAAACUUUCCUAAAUCACAGGACUCAGUAACUGUGAGACAGCAUGGAGUGAAGCAGGUUUCAAAGGAUGAGAAGAGAAGAUGAUGGGAGAAUCUGUUGUCCUGAUUCUGAGUCAUCAGGUGUAUCCUGCUCUGGAAUUUAACAUUCUGUGAAACCAAAAGGUUCUUACCCCUCAGUGAGAGGUGGGUUUUUCUCUCUCUCCUGAAGGCCGUUUCGUUACAUAAAUGGACAUUAGUUUUGUUUGAUGGAAUGGAACAGAUUUCCUGGGGAAUUUGAGCCAAAUGGUAAAAUAGACUCUCUUUUUUUCCUUUUUCUUUUGCUAUUUUCCCACCCUGCCAUGAUGACCCGGAGAAAGUCCAAGUGCUGUUCAGUCAACAGGAGAAAAUACGCCAAGUUAUUGGACAUGCUAACAAAGCCAUAGUAGUGUGUUUAAAUCUUUGCUCUGAAAUCAUGAUCUACAGCAGACCCCAAACUGUGCAACUAAUUGAAGCCAGUUCAGAUGAUCACAGUGGUGUUCAUUGUUUAGGUCAAUAUUGUCUCAGGCGAUCCAUGGAGAGAAUUCCAAAGUAAGAGGCAUGGAACGGUGCAAGAUCCCCUUGUAUUUGGUUCUCAAACUGGUUGUGUCCCAGGCCCUACAGGAGGUUACGCCUGAAGAUCUUGCCUGGCUAAUCUUGUGAAUUAGGAAAUGUUGUCCCGAACUACGCAGAUGUGGAGGAAAGAGAAGUGGUGCUUUGCUGAACUCGCCCUUUCUAGUUGCUGCAAUUGUGUAUAAAAUGAAAUCAGUGUUGAAUGUGAGACAAUUGCAGAAAAAAACUAUUUUCUAAUAGAAACCCACUCUGGUAACAGUGAGACUUGGAUCCAGGGCUCUAAUCUGGUUCCUAACUUGGAUCUGUGACAUUUGAAAGAAAUAAACUGGGCAUGUUUGAGAGGCCAUUCUUCAUUAAAAGUACUCAGAUUUUGGGUGAUCUGGUAAAGGAUUCUACCAUGAAGAAGUGUAAAUUUACCCUGUCCAAGGCAAAGGAUUUGCAAGAACUCAGGUAGAAAUAACAGGCACGCACUUGUUCAUUUUCACCCCAGAGAAGAAGCUGUGGUACACUAUGAUCCAGGUCAAACUGUUUUUGGAACACCAUGGCUGCUACUCUGAAAACUGCCUAGUACAGUGGCACUGAUUACAUCCCCAAAGGACGCCAGGGUUAGAUUGGGAACAAUUGUCCUCUACUACUGAGAUCCAAAGUUCCAUGAGGCAAAGUGAGAAAUAGUUGAUGUCUUCAGAGGAGAUUCCUUCCCCAUGGAUCCCAGUCUGGCUGCCUUGUUGGACAACAAGGACGUUCAUGCUGUGGAAGGGAUGGUAACCAAUGAAGGAAUGAAUGGGUCAGGCCCAGAGUUCAGACUGCAGCAUUCACAAAUCUUGUGUCCUGAUUCUAUGCAUUUGUCUCUUAGUUUUGUUCUUGUGUCUUAUGCAUUUGGACCCCUUCUCCUCCAUCUCCUUCUACUUCGGAAGAUUACAAAGAGUAAAAAUAAAUCACAGGUGUUUUUUUAUCAUGAUGCAAACCUGCCCUCCUAGGAGACCCUUUCUACCAACACUUAUGGCAGAAGACCCAGAGAUAAAUGAACUAUCAGAAGUGGAAUGCACCUAUAUGAGGGGUAAACCGUAAUGGCUCUCUUGGUCUCAACUGGGAUUUCAAAGGAAACCAACACAUAUCAUAGAAUCAUAGGUUAGGGUUGGAAGAGACCUCAGGAGAUCAUCUAGUCCAACCCCCUGCUCAAAGCAGGACCAACCCCAACUUUGUCAGGGGCUUUGUCAAGCCGGACCUUAAAAACCUCCCUAGGAAACCCAUUCCAGUGCUUCACCACCCUCCUAGUGAAAUAGUGUUUUCUAAUAUCCAACCUAGACCCCCACAACAACUUGAGACCAUUGUUCCUUGUUCUGUCAUCUGCCAUCACUGAGAACAGCCGAGCUCCAUCCUCUUUGGAACCCCCCUUCAGAUAGUUGAAGGCAGCUAUCAAAUCCCUGCUCAUUCUUCACUUCUGCAGACCAAAUAAGCCCAGUUCCCUCAGCCUCUCCUCGUAAGUCAUGUGCCCCAGCCCCCAAUCAUUUUUGUUGCCCUCCGCUGGACUCUCUCCAAUUUGUCCACAUCCUUUCUGUAAUGGGGGGUCCAAAACUGGACUCAGUACUCCAGAUGUGCCCUCCCCAGUGCCAAAUAGAGGUAAAUAACACUUGCCUUGAAGUGCUGGCAAUGUUCCUACUAAUGCAGCCCAAUAUGCCGUUAGCCUUCUUGGCAACAAGGGCACAUUGCUGACUCAUAUCCAGAUUCCUGUCUGCUGUAAUCCCCAGGUCCUUUUCUGCAGAACUGCCACUUAGCCAGUCGGUCCCUUGUUUGUAGCAGUGCAUGGGAUUCUUCCAUCCUAAGUGCAGGACUCUGCACUUGUCUGUGUUGAACUUCAGCAGAUUUCUUUUGGCCCAAUCCUCCAAUUAGUCUAAAUCACUCUGGACCCUAUCCCUCUCCUCUAGCAUAUCUACCUCUCCCCUCAGCUUAGUGUCAUCCAUGAACUUGUUGAGGGUGUAAUCCAUCAGAUCAUUAGUGAAGAUGUCGAACAAAACUGGCCCCAGGACCGACCUCUGGGGCACUUUGCUUGAUACCAUCUGCCAACUAGACAUGGAGCCAUUGAUCACUACCCGUUGAGCCCGAUGAUCUAGCCAGCUUUCUAUCCACCUUAUAGUCCAUUCAUCCAAUCCAUACUUUAACUUGCUGGCAAGAAUACUGUGGGAGACCAUAUCAAAAGCUUUGCUAAAGUCAAAGUAUACCACGUCCACCACAUUCCCCAUAUCCAUAGAGCUACUUAUCUCAUCGUAUAAAAUUUUGCAAUCUUUAGGUGUGUCAUUGAUACCAAUGAAAAAGAAAUUAAACAUGAAUUUUUUGGUUAAAGAGUAAGAUGCUAAUAAUGUGGUAACCUGAAUUAUAUUGGAAAACUGAAGUAUAUGUUGUUUUUUUUUCUUUUUUAUUACUAAUAUAGGCAAUGGUGAUUAAUGCUGUAAAGUUUAUUUGGGAUAAUUUAUCCCCCUUGGACAGAGGAGUUCUGACUUCAAACCUUACUCCAAAACUUGGGGUGGGAGAAGUAAUGGAUCUGAGAGUACAAACUCCAUAGAGAAUUUAAUUAUUUGUAUUUCAAAUGGAAUUCAUUUGGAUAAGUGCUAAAGUAAAUGUCUGUAAAGAGGAAAA